AGAGCGCACGGAGUUCGUCGCUAUUGCGGCCUGCGAAGGCCCGCGCUUUGGCCAGCCGACGCCCUCGGAGACCCGUUUCCCGGCUCCAUGUUCCCGACGUGGGGUUUGUAUGGGGCAACCCCCGGGCAUUAUCCUCCGCCCCCCACAAUGCUUUUGCCGCCUCCGCCUCUGCCGGGUGUGCUGCCAACCUCCAUGCCGCCGCCGCCGCCUCAGGUCCCGGUAGUCCCUCCGCCUGUUUUAGGCGGUUACUCGACCAGCUCGGCGGCUACUAGCAGCAGCAGCGGCACCGGGGGAUUCCUGAGUCUCCAGGAGCAGCACCUGGUCCAGCUCCAGCAGCUCCAGCAGAUGCACCAGAAGCAGCUGCAGUCGGUGUUGCUAGGGGGGCCCCCUCCGCCCGGCCCUCCUCCCCCGAGUAUGCCGCCCCCUCUGCCCGCUUCCUCUGCCGCCAACACUUCCUGGCAGCCGCCGAUUGUCGCCGGACCGCCGGCGGCGCGGAGCUACCAGAAGCAAUUUAAACACCGCGAUCCCCUCCCUCCGCCUUUGCCUCGGGACUCCCAGUUCCGAAAUCCCCCCAUGGCGCCGCUCCCGUCUACAGAUGAGGUUGCCGAGCCAUCGCAGCCCCGCAAGGAGUGGGAGCCCGUGGCUGCCCCGGCCAGUCCUUGCAUGGAUAUGGACAUGGAUCUGUCUUCGCCGCCGCAGUCGCCUCCCCAAUCUUUCCUGCCCCAGGUAGAAGCUGACCCCUAUGUACCCCCGCCUCAGACUUUGCCGGCGCAGAGUCAGAUCCCACCACCACCACAGGCUUACCAGCCCCUUUUGCCCUUGUCUCAAGCAGUUGCCAAGACAUUUUCAGACACCCCACCUCCAACUGUUUCUCAGUCUUACCCAAACCAGUCCCAGACUUACCAAGCCAACUCCCAGCCAUCCACCCAGCUAGGCCAGCCACUUGCAACAUCAGCCCCCCAGCCCGAAUCCCACUUCACUUCAUCCCAGAUUACUCAGAGCGCUUCCGAACCACCAGAAUUAAGACUGAGCAGUGGCCCAGAGAAAGAGUGUGAGCCACAGCAAAGCAGCUCAAGUGCAGAUCUAUCCGCAAUGACCUCCCAGGUAAGGAUGAAGUAACCAUUGCAAUUUGUCUCUGGACUACAAAAACUUUUUUCAUUGUUUAAUUAAAUGUUCUAACUAUGAGGUGUGUAUGUACAGCAGUAGGACAAAAUGUUACAGUGGCUUUUAUUAUGAAUGGGAGGAAGGCAUUAAAUGCUUAAGUAAGAUUCCAUAAAGGCCAAACUUCCCUAUGUUAUUUGUGGAGUCCUUGGUGCAUCCUAACUUUGGUUGUUUUACUUGCAAACAUUUCAUUAUUCAACUAGAUAAAAUCAGUGCUCUAGUGGCGCUAAUCUAUUACAGUGCUCUGAUGUUACUGGUCAUUGCCCUGAUGGUACAAUCAGGGCACUGAUAAUACAUCUGCAAGUAACAAUCAAGCUCAGAAACCACCAAGGACUCAACCCUAAACUACAUACAUUCUCUUUUGGAUAUGUCGUUUGCUCAGUGGUUACUUAGACUUUUUCAAUAGCAUGGCCUCAAUUUUGGAAUAACCUAUAAUAAUGAUAGCUGACAUGUCUACUGUGCUGUGUUUGGGGAGGGGAGGUGUCUUGCACAAUGAAG
This is a messenger RNA of Thamnophis sirtalis, 1659 nucleotides long. The record is from RefSeq and is a predicted model, not a curated record. NCBI's taxonomy places the organism in Eukaryota, Metazoa, Chordata, Lepidosauria, Squamata, Natricidae.